GAUUCGUCUAGCGACGUAAUGUUUACGGUCUGUUAGUAGGAAGUGUCACACGAUUUAAUUGCAAGUUGUAUGAGCUUAUUAGACAUUAUGUAUAGGAUUGAGCGUUUGUGCUGAACAGACCACAUCUGACAGAGGCUACGGGUUUUUUGGCUAGACACUAACUUAUUUCCUUUUACCGGAGUCUUGAUCAUGUUACUCUACAGAGCUUCGUCAACUUUAAAACUGGCUGCCGUUUUACUGACUUUGUGGAUUCAGCAGAGCACCUGGAAAGAAGUGGAAACAAUUCAUCCAGCAUGUGCUCUGGUGGCUGAACAUAUGAAGGCUCAAGAGCAAUGCAUUCUCACACGAAGACAAGAGGCCAACAACCACAAUAUCACUGGUUGUCGUACCGAGCGAGAUGAGUUUUGGUGCUGGUACAGAGCAGAAGUUGGACAGGUGGUCAAUGUCUCAUGUUCCGAAGUGUCUCAGUUGUUCGCCAAAAAUCACGGUUACAUACUCAGAAACUGCACUAAAGAUGGUUGGACAGAAGCAUACCCAUCCUAUGAGAAUGCUUGUGAGAUUGUGGAGGACGUGGAGUCAGAGACUGAGACCAUAUACUUCUCAACUUUCAGGCAGGUGUACACUGUGGGUUAUGCUACCUCUCUGAUUUCCCUCCUCUCAGCCAUCUUUGUAUUUACGGCCUUCAGGAAAUUCCACUGCACCAGAAACUACAUUCACAUGAAUCUGUUUGUGUCCUUCAUCCUGAGAGCCAGUGCAAUCUUCAUCAAAGAUGGGGUUCUCUUCGCAGAUGAAAAUCUGGAUCACUGCUUCAUGUCAACAACCUCGUGUAAGGCAGCAGUGGCUUUCUUCCAAUUCAGUAUUCUGGCUAAUUAUUUUUGGCUACUCGUCGAGGGAAUGUAUCUCCAGACUCUUCUAGCUCUUACGUUUGUCUCACAGAAGAAAUAUUUCUGGUGGUACAUCCUUAUUGGUUGGGGUCUUCCAACAAUAAUACUGACCAUCUGGGUUCUGGCAAGAUAUUUUUUUGACAACACAGGGUGCUGGGAUGACACAGAUAUCGCUUACUUCUGGUGGAUCAUCAAAGGACCAAUCACAGUGUCUCUUCUGAUCAAUUUCAUCAUCUUCAUAAAUGUGAUCCGGAUCCUUGUGCAGAAGCUGAAGUCUCCAGGAGUGGGAGGCAAUAAUGAUACCGGCCACUUCAUGAGACUGGCCAAAUCUACUCUUUUCCUGAUCCCUCUGUUUGGCAUGCACUACAUGGUGUUUGCCUUUCUGCCAGAGAACACAGGAGAAUAUGCUCGCCACUUCCUCGAGCUCGGCCUGGGUCCCUUUCAGGGUUUUGUUGUGGCUCUGUUAUACUGUUUUCUCAAUGGAGAGGUACAAGCAGAACUGAAGAAGAGAGUGUGGAAGUGGCAGACGCAAAGUUAUUUGAGAUACAGUAAGAGAAGACGGACCCUUUUUACCGAGAGCAGCACAGUCACACAAAUCUUAGUUUUGGAGAAAUCCAGUCCCAAGGAGCUGCCUUUCAUUGAGCCCCAGAACAGUGUUACAACUUAAGUAUAAAAUUACUACAGGGCAUCCAAAGUUUUUGGAAUAACUGGUAUUUUCAAGAUAUUGUAUUCAUUAUAAAUCAGUUAAAACCAGUAACACACUAAGAUUUAUUCAAAGAUAAAAAUGUUUCUUUAAAAUGUAUUUAUUGAAAACUAAAUUUCAGAAUGAAUACCAAUUAUCAUUAACAGUAAUUGUUCUGAUUAAAAUAAUAAUAAUUCAUUUUGUUUUGAAAAUGGCCUAUUUAAAAAGCUUUUGCAGUGCACACAUGUGGAGCACUACGCUGUAAAGUUUCAUGUUUGGUGGAAAGUAGUUUUUAACUUUUUUAUUGUCCCUACAUAGUUGUAUAUAUACUAGACAUUUGUUCUCUGUUACUUGGUGUUUUUAAUAUAAUUUCAUUAAGAUUGUUAUUCAUCAAUGCUUACCAGUUGCAUCUAAAGAUGUGCAAAAUAAAUAUUUAUACAUUAAUUUGCAGCGGUCUAUGUAAGAAAUUAAAUCAUUAAAAGCUAUUUUACAGCAUACAGGCCUCACCUUUAGCCAAAAACUUGAUCAAUGUGUGUAAAUCUAGGUAGAAACUUUGAAAAGUAACCUUUAAAAGAAAUGCAAUAGAAUGUACAGUAAGCUACUCGCCGUGUUUUUCAUCCAAACAAAUUCUGUUUACCCGGCUAAAAGAUUGUCACGCAUAAUUUUGGUUCACAAACUUUUUCUAAUAAACUGCUAACAAGUGGUUGGCAAGUUCAUUUCAAUUAUUUAUUUAUUUUUAUUUAUUAUGUGACACCUUUAUUUAAAGAAUAGUUCUAGAAUCUUUUCAUUUUACCCUCCUUCGUUUUGUCAGCUGUUGACAAUAAUGUUCACUGAUGAGCUUACACUCAUUAUAACUCAUGUAUAUGUUAUUGGUGGCUUGCAUGUGCUAUUAGGAACAUUUGUGUCUUCAAAUACUGAACCUAUAUAGUUUCAAAUUUAAACUCAAGUAUUUCCUUAUAUUUUUAUAGGCCUACUCCAAAGAAAUGUUUUAUGUCAUGUUACAUAAGCAGUUACUGUUUAUCAACUUUUUGUAACUGAUACAACUAUUUUGUAUGUAAUUCAUGCUUAUUGUACGAAUCAAUGUCUGAAUAAUGUCUUAUUCAGCAAAAUGAGUGGAGUAAAAUAUAUUGGUUGAAGGCACAUUUUCAGUGUCUGAAGAAUUUUGCGAAAUAACAUUGUAAUAAUUCAUAUAAGAGUAUAUACGAAUAUAAAGAGUACAUGUAGGGUGUGUGCAAUGUUUUCUUCAUUUUGCAGGUUGUCCUCGUUUGAUGUUAUUUUAUUGAAAUGCUAUUGACAUUUUGUUUUAAUUUAGAACAACCCCAAAGUUCUGUCAUUGCCUUUUUGGUUGCUCAUUUAUGAUUUUGGAUAUAAGGCUUUAGUGGGACCAUAAAUUCAAAAUAUUAAUUGACUGUGAAGCCAGAAUAAUGUACACCUGUUAUGUAAAACUUUGGUGCAGCUUUUGGCAAAAUGUAUUUACCUGUUUGUUUUAAAUAUUGUGUGUAUUGUCGUUUUUUCCGUUGUUAUAAUGUUACAGAUAGCUAUUUAGAUAACAACCUUGUCCUGAUUGUAAGAGUUGUUGCUACGUUCACCGACCUGCCUUAACGUAAUUUGUUUUCAAUUGUGUACUGGUUUGUUGAACCUUGGAUGUGAAGUAAAUUUCUUUAUGUGCAUGUGUUAUGUGACAUAUCUAGUAUACUGUAUGUACCUGUAUACUGUCUUAACAGUGCAAAUUAUUAUAAGCUCUAUGUCGCGUUGAUUCCCCCUAAAGGAUGUAAUUUAAACUGCAUACUUGUAUAAAAACUUGCAUGAUACAGUCAGCUUAAAGACACAUUGAUAAGAAUAUUUUGAAUGAGUUAAAAUAACACUGUAGACACAAAGCAAAAUCACCAGUGUUAAAAAAAUUCAAAUUAACUCUCACAGUGAUAAUCCACACACACUGCGAGUGUUAAUUAGACCUUUUUUAACACUGGCGAUUUUACUGUGUACCAUAUUUAUGAUGAGGAUGAGGGAGUAUUAGAAAAUUCAUUUCUCAAAAACAUUUAAUGGAGUUUCAAAAACAAUAUUCAAUAAUGUACAGAAAGAUUUACCAUACAUAAAAACAUCAACCAAAAAGCCAGCAAUUUUACAUCAUAGCUACAUAAAAUGAAAACAAAAUAAACAAACAAGCAAAGAAAAAAAACAUAAGGAUUAUGUAUACAAAUGUAAAAUCAAUAUUAGCUGCAUUGUGCUAGCAACACUGCUUAAGACAUUCAAACAGAAUUAUUUACUGACAUUAGAAGUCCUCCAAACUGAAAUAUUAGUUUUCUACAUAUUUUCUUAAAUCUAUUCUGUAAUUCAUGUGCUUGGGUUUAAAAUAAGACAAAACACUCAGUUUCAAAAUGUGGUUUGCAUUAGGUGACAUACAGCUCCAUUAAAGCAGUAUAUAUAUUACAGCUAAAUCUAUAGUGUAUUUUACACAUGACAAACAUUUUCACACUUUGUCAAUUUACAAAAACAAAAGAAACAGAAAAAUCACCAAUCGAUAAAAUGUAAUUCCCGUUUCAUUAAACUCUCUACCUGUAAAAUUAGGUUUAAAUGUUUUAACAUCACCUUUAUUUGUAAUAAGUGUUUCAGUAGCAGAGUUCUGCAGUGAUUAUCCCAGACAUACAUGUACUGAUAGGCAAAAACACAUUUUUAUCUUCAUAUUGUUGUAAGUUUUAUAAAAUGUGCAGGUUAUCUGGUUCUGGGUGAGGACUGGGAUAUAUAAAAUCGGUGCCAAACUAGACUAAAUCUUCUUUUUUGUCUAAACAAC
Triplophysa rosa is the source of this 4357-nucleotide messenger RNA. RefSeq names its product growth hormone releasing hormone receptor b (gene ghrhrb). The transcript is spliced from 13 exons. The record is from RefSeq and is a predicted model, not a curated record. Lineage: Eukaryota; Metazoa; Chordata; Actinopteri; Cypriniformes; Nemacheilidae. Gene Ontology annotation, molecular function: peptide hormone binding; G protein-coupled peptide receptor activity. Gene Ontology annotation, cellular component: plasma membrane. Gene Ontology annotation, biological process: adenylate cyclase-modulating G protein-coupled receptor signaling pathway; cell surface receptor signaling pathway. The coding region runs from base 190 to 1551 and encodes 453 amino acids.